Melopsittacus undulatus (budgerigar) is the source of this 3596-nucleotide messenger RNA. Its product is annotated as ankyrin repeat domain-containing protein 40-like. NCBI's taxonomy places the organism in Eukaryota, Metazoa, Chordata, Aves, Psittaciformes, Psittaculidae. The transcript is spliced from 5 exons. Gene Ontology annotation, molecular function: protein binding. The record is from RefSeq and is a predicted model, not a curated record. The coding region runs from base 22 to 1161 and encodes 379 amino acids.
GGGUGUGCUCCGGGCCCGGCCAUGAGCGGCGCGGCGGAGGCGCGGGAGCUGGAGGAGCGGCUGCGGGAGGCGGCGGCGCUGGGGGACGUGGAGGAGGUGCGGCGGCUGCUGCGGGCGGGCGCGGACGUCAACGCCCGCAACGAGAUCAACGGCUGGACCUGUUUGCACUGGGCCUGUAAGCGGAACCAUGCGCAAGUGGUGUCCUGCCUGCUGGAUGCUGGAGCAGAUCCGCAGAUCCUCACGGCCAAAGGAGAGCUGGCUGCACAGCUGACUGCCAAACCACACAUCCGGAAGAUACUGGGAGUAGAGGAAGAAACUGAAUGUCAAGGAAUGAAGGAUUUCAAUUUGCCAAUUGUUGCGAACUACUUGGCCAGCCCUCCAUUCCCUUAUGCUUAUACUGAAGAAAGCAUUCCAGACAGCCCAGCAGAAUCCCAGAAUGAAAGCGCUUCCACCUCCUCUGCCUCUCAGUGUGAAACCAGCCCUUGUUCAUCAGCAGCUCAGGUUGAAAGCAUCUGCACCCCUACAUCCUGCAACAGCGAAGAUGACUUCCCUGCACAAGCUCCUGCAGAGCAUCUGACCACCUCGCCACCACCUCCAGCAGCCCUGGAGUGCCCCCAGCCAGUGGUGCCCAGUGUCGCCCAGCCAUUGGUACCCAGUGUUCCCAGGCCAGUGGUACCCAACAUCCCCCGGCCAGUGGUCCCCAAUGGCCCCGUCUGCCCAUCGCCUGCACUGGCAGCACUCGAACAGGCCAGACCUCUGCAAACCAACAGUGCACCCACUGGUCCUGCACCAUCAUUCCAGCCCUUUUUCUUUACUGGAACUUUUCCAUAUAACAUGCAAGAACUUGUGCUUAAGGUGAGAGUCCAGAACCUCAGAGACAACGACUUCAUUGAAAUUGAACUGGACAGACAAGAACUGACUUACCAAGAUCUGCUCAGAGUGAGCUGCUGUGAAUUGGGAGUUAAUCCAGAGCAAGUCGAGAAGAUCAGGAAAUUACCAAAUACGCUCGUAAGAAAGGACAAGGAUGUUGCCAGACUUCAGGACUUCCAAGAGCUGGAGUUAGUCCUUGUGAAAAGUGAUGGCUCUCCUUUCCGAAACACUGCAUCCUCUUUGAUGGAGAGGCCAUGCUACAACAGCAGAGCAUCAAAGCUGACGUACUGACUGUUCCAGUGCAGCUGGAGGAUGGAAACCUGGUAAUUCUCUGAUGCUGCUGCCUUUGGAAGGCAGUAAAUUAAGCGUGUGUAAAACCUUAAGUUAUUGUUAGGGUUACUAUUUUAACUAAUAAUUUAUCUUUUGUAUUUAAUAUCCCUUUUGCUUUUAUUUUUUUAUUGAUACUGGAUUCAGAUAGGGGAUACCUCAUUUGUCUACUAAAAUCACAUGCUUCCAAUGUCUUUCAGAGAGGUUUAUUGGUUGUAUUUGACAACAGAGGGCAGGAAAGACUUAAUAAUUAUUGCUGUGAAAAGUGUGUUUACUCCACUCUUUGACCAAAUAGGACUCAUGGAAAAGAUUCAGGAAACUCUCCGUGUGUGUGUGUAUAUAUAUAUAUUUUUUUCUUUAAACUUCCUGAUUAAGUUAAUCAUUGGAGGGUAUUUGGCAUAUAAUGAACAGGUGCUCUCUAUUGAUGUAAAACUUGAAAGUCUUUGUAUAUGUCAGCCAGUCUUUUGCCCCUUCCCAAAGCCUUGCUAAGGUAUGUUGUCUUGCCUGCUAGGGCUGGAAAUACUUAAUGCUCUGAAGUGACACAAGAAAUAAUUUCACUGGGCUGAAAAUAAGUGGAGAGAGUGUCACAUUUAAAUGUUUCUUUCCUAUAUUGUAGCUUAAGUGAUGGCGUCCUUCCACCUCCACAAAUACAGCAGCCUCCUUAAUGUUUAAUUAAGUCCCAAAGCAAGUUGAAGUGUGCAGUUGAAAGCCCUUCUGUUUGAGGAGCCAGGGAAGGGAUCACAAAUCUAUGUCCAUGGUUUUAAUUAUCUUCCCUGAGGAUGUACGGAGACUGUGCAUUACUCCAAAGCCAGUCCUGUUAAGUCAGGUAGCAUCCUUAUGGCCCACCCUCACAGACCAGUUACAGGGUGCGUGGUUAGUUUCUGCCCUGUGAGAAGCAGAAGCACAACAGUAUACUCUUGAGGUAUCACAGCUGUGAGGAGCAUGCCACACUCUUGAUUAGCCAUACUAAACCAUUAGCAAAUAACUAACCUGUAACUUUACAUGUUGCAGAGUCUACUAUCACUUUACAUAAUGUCCAUAGUUUUAGCUGGGUGAGUGCUGAAAAGGCUGAAUGCCUCCAGGUGCUUCCACCUCAUUUUGGGGGCUAGGGGGAAACAGAUUGUGGUUAAACUACAUUAAACUUAACUUAGACUUAAGCAAGUCAGUAAUGAAAACAUCCACCUGUAGUUUUAUGAAUGGCAGAAGUCAGCAUUAAAAAACACCUUGAAGUCACUCCCCCUUCUGUCUGAACAAAGUAUUUAAGUUGCAGCAUUGCAGGAGCAUUAAUGUGAAGCUUUUCCUGUUAACUUGGUAGCCUGCAAAGUUACACCUUAGGAAGCAUUUAGGGUUUUUCUUUUUGAUACCAAAAAACUAUCAUAAUGACCUUUGCAGCAGGCCCCUUAACUGGGUACUGAGGUGGGUGAAGGGAGUUUUGUUUUUCUGGAUAAGAGCUGAUGCUGCUUUUCUUUCCCCCCAGUAGUAUUGAUUUUCCUUCCAUCUCUGCUUUUUUAAGCUACACUAGAACAGUUUCUGCACAGCUGAUGCAGUGUUUGUUGUUGUUGAGCUGGAGUGAGGUGUUGAGAUUCAGACCAUCAAUAGUACAAUCAAGUGUGUUUUGGUAGAAGCAACAUGGUUAAGCAAGAGCUUUGCAAGAAGACCAUACACUUAACUCUAAGUUCAGCGCUGCAACUGUGGUACUUAGGCUUAUAAUUCUUAUUUAGUGCAAAGUAAUUAUCCUUUUGCACUGCUAACCCACCCAUUCUCAAUCUUGGCCCUCCUCUAGCCAGGGCCCAGUUGAACUCCUGGUGAGCUCAAGACUAUGAUACAGUAGUAAGUGUAAAAUUUCCUAACUCUGGCUCCUGCUGUUUUUCUUGUCGCACAGGAAAGGAGUUUUUAUUUUACCAAUUGUCUAUCUUUUCAGCACAACCUGGAGGCUAGUUUAGAUUAUGUGCAAUAACUGAAAAACAAGAGUAGUGACUCAAAGUUAAGAGUAACUAAUUCAUUUUCAGCUCCUUUGUUUAGGAAAUCAGUGUAAAGACUACUGACCAUUCACCUACAGGAGCAGCUGAUUUAAAAGCUUUACUUCCUCUAGCAUCCACCAAGAGUAACAGUUAAUGUGAUCAGACUAAAACUUUAAUCACGAUCUGACUGUAAUAACAGUAAGUCUAUGCAUUCAGAGAAAUAUUUUUGUAUGUUUUAUGCAGUUUGAUAAACUCUAAAGCACACUAGUGUUAUGUUAACUGUAUUUUGUUGUUGUUUUUUUCCUUUGAGUAAUAAACAACUGAAACUGAGUUUACAAAACUUACUGUUCUUCCAAGGACAACUUUGGUUUGCACUACAAACUUGUACUGACCUGCCAUUGCUACUCUUCACCUCUAUUAAAGUAGCAGUUGUUUAAA